Messenger RNA from Danio aesculapii, 1148 nucleotides. It is a transcript of the gene psmd6, whose product is annotated as proteasome 26S subunit, non-ATPase 6. The record is from RefSeq and is a predicted model, not a curated record. Gene Ontology annotation, cellular component: proteasome regulatory particle. Lineage: Eukaryota; Metazoa; Chordata; Actinopteri; Cypriniformes; Danionidae. Gene Ontology annotation, biological process: proteasome-mediated ubiquitin-dependent protein catabolic process. Gene Ontology annotation, molecular function: protein binding.
AAAGUGUGCAUCUGAUGAUGCUGUGUUGUAGAUAUGGCCCCGUACUAUGAAACCCUGUGUAAGGAGCUGAAGUGGCAGGCGGACACUGAUCUGUUGAGUAAGAUGAAGAAGGCUAACGAGGACGAACUGAAGCGUCUGGAUGAUGUUUUGGAGGAUGCAGAGAAGAACCUUGGAGAGAGUGAGAUCAGAGAUGCCAUGAUGGCCAAAGCUGAAUAUCUCAUACGCAUCGGUGACAAGGAAGGAGCCCUGACUGCCUUCAGGAAGACCUACGACAAGACUGUUGCUCUCGGCCAUCGCUUAGAUAUUGUUUUCUACUUGCUGAGGAUCGGCCUGUUUUACAUGGACAACGACCUCAUCACCCGUAACACUGAAAAAGCCAAAAGUUUGAUUGAAGAAGGCGGUGACUGGGACCGGAGGAAUCGUCUGAAAGUUUAUCAGGGCCUCUACUGUGUGGCCAUUCGGGAUUUUAAGCAGGCAGCAGAGCUCUUUCUGGACACUGUGUCCACAUUCACCUCCUAUGAGCUCAUGGACUACAAGACGUUUGUCACAUACAGUUAUGUGUGUAUGAUCGCCCUGAAGAGGCCUGACCUCAGAGAGAAAGUGAUCAAAGGUGCCGAGAUCUUGGAGGUGUUGCACAGUUUUUACCUGCGGUGCGUCAGUAUCUCUUCUCUCCUCUACGAGUGCCGUUACUCAGUAUUCUUCCAGUCACUGGCUCGAGUGGAGCAGGAGAUGAAGCAUGACUGGUUGUUUGCCUCCACAUAUCGUUACUAUGUUCGGGAGCUGCGGAUCCUGGCCUACAGUCAGCUGCUGGAUCCUACCGCCUCGCUCACGCUGGGAUACAUGGCCGAGGCCUUUGGAGUCAGCACAGAGUUCAUUGAUCAGGAGCUGUCGCUUAUCGCAGCAGGGCGGUUACAUUGCAAGAUCGACAAAGUCAAUGAGAUUGUGGAAACUAACAGACCUGACAGUAAAAACUGGCAGUACCGAACCAUAAAGAAGGGAGAUCUGCUGCUGAACAGAGUGCAGAAGCUGUCCAGAGUGAUCAACAUGUAGUCCAGUAUGAGGCGUUUGACCAACAUCCACGUCUUUUCUUGUGAGCAACUUGACUUUUGUUUAUGUACAGUAUAUAAUAAAAGUGAAUUGGAGGAAAA